UGCCAUGGCGCUGCCGCGGGGCGCCGGGCGCGGCGCUGCCGCCGCCGCCGAGCGGGGCUGGUACCUGUCCGCCCGCGAGGAGGACGAGGACGCGGACGAGGACGCGGAGUCCGCCCCGCUGCUGCCGGGCAGCGUGCGUCAUCCCCCGGAUCGUGGCUCUUCCUUCGGUUUCUCCGUGUUUAAUCUAAUGAACGCGAUCAUGGGGAGCGGGAUUCUUGGCUUAUCCUAUGCUAUGGCCAACACGGGGAUCAUGGGCUUUAGUAUCUUGCUGCUGAUUGUUGCCGGCCUUGCUUCUUACUCUGUAUUUCUUCUGCUCAGUAUGUGCACUCAGACUGCUGUUACUUCUUAUGAAGACCUUGGCCUUUUUGCAUUUGGAUCACCUGGGAAGGUUCUUGUUGCAACUACAAUAAUUAUCCAGAAUAUUGGAGCUAUGUCAUCUUAUCUUUUAAUUGUUAAAUCUGAACUUCCUGGUGCUGUUGCGGGGUUCUUGAGUGGAGACAGCGAGAGUGGCUUUUCCAGCAGGUCUUGGUACCUUGAUGGGAGACUGCUGCUACUGAUUACUUCGGUCUGCGUUGUUUUUCCUCUUGCACUUCUUCCUAAAAUUGGCUUUCUUGGCUACACAAGUAGUUUAUCAUUUUUCUUUAUGGUGUACUUUACUCUUGUGAUUAUAAUUAAAAAAUGGUCCAUCCCUUGUCCUCUACCUCUAAGCAGUGGAGUAGAGAACUUACAGAUUUCAAAUAUUACUGGGGAAUGUAAAGCAAAGCUCUUCCGUCUUUCCAAAGAGAGUGCUUAUGCAAUACCAACUAUGGCCUUCUCUUUUCUCUGCCAUACCUCAGUCUUACCCAUUUACUGUGAGCUCCAAAGCCCAUCCAAAAGUAGAAUGCAGAAUGUAACUGUCACAGGAAUUGGUCUGAGUUUCCUAAUUUACUUUGUAUCUGCUUUGUUUGGGUACCUGACUUUUUAUGACAAAGUGGGCUCUGAAUUACUGCAAGGUUACAGCAGGUACCUGCCACAUGAUACCGUAAUCAUGACUGUUAAACUUGCCAUACUAUUUGCUGUGAUUUUGACAGUCCCUCUAAUCCAUUUCCCAGCAAGGAAAGCUGUGCUGAUGGUAUUUUUCUCUCAUCUUCCUGUGUCGUGGAUUUGCCAUAUUUUUAUCACUUUAACAUUGAAUACAAUUGUUGUUUUGUUUGCAAUGUAUGUGCCUGACAUCAAAAAUGUAUUUGGAGUAGUUGGUUCAACCACAUCAACGUGUUUGCUUUUUGUAUAUCCUGGAUUGUUUUAUCUUAAACUUAGCAGAGAGGACUUAAUAUCACCACAGAAACUUGGGGCAUGUGCAUUGGUUAUUUUUGGCAUUUGUGUUGGUCUUCUCAGUUUAAUUUUAAUAAUUUUCAAUUGGAUUAAUCAGUAAGACACUAUCCCCUCUGACUAAACUGGACUGGAGAAAGACAGUAGAACAGAGAUGAUACCAAAACUGUUGAAGUAAAUGCUGGACAUUCUAAAGAAAAAAAAAAUGACCAAAGCUGGCAAUGGAAAAAAACAACCUUCUUUUUUUAUUCUAUUAAUAAUGAACCUUCAAUUAAACUCAAGUUUAAUUUUGAGUCACUCUUCA
Molecule: messenger RNA, 1612 nt
Organism: Rhea pennata
Lineage: Eukaryota; Metazoa; Chordata; Aves; Rheiformes; Rheidae
Gene: SLC38A6
Product: solute carrier family 38 member 6
Exons: 16
Coding region: 5-1411 (468 amino acids)
Biological process (GO): amino acid transmembrane transport; L-glutamine transport
Cellular component (GO): plasma membrane
Molecular function (GO): L-glutamine transmembrane transporter activity
Source: RefSeq, a predicted model, not a curated record